AUGAAUAUAAAUUAAUUAGACAUUAGUGUAAAUAUUUUAGAAGAAAAUGAUGACUUAAAAUUCAUUUAAUAUUAGGUUCAUCUAAAUGGAAAUAUCUAUAAUUUGGAAGACAUCGUCUUUGUUAAUAAUUUUGAUUAAGUUAAGACCUAUUAAGAAAAACUAUAAAAAAAUGAAUUUUUAGGUUUUAUUCUGAAUAGAUGUAAAAUAAUUCCAAUCAAUCUUUUUAAGAUAUGUGUUUCAAAUCUAAUCGUAAAUAAUGAAAAAUAUAAUGGUUUAAAAAUCAUUGAUGAAUAAUAAUAAAAUAUACACGAUUUGAUAUUAAAAGCUUCUUAAGAAUCGAUUUAAGAAUGUUAUUAGAUUUUGAAUACAUUUUAAUCCCAUUUGUAAAGAAUUGUGUACCUACAUCAAAUUGUGAUGGUUGAUUCAUUUACUAAAGUGGAGCAAAGAAUCUAGUUUAUCUAAGAUUGCAUCGACUAUCUAUCAAAAUAUAAAUAUGAGGAAGGAUCACAUAUAAGCCAAUAUAUAAAAGAGAAGAAGUUGUUUGCUUUAAAUGAUCUUUUUAGACUCUAAUCAAGUCUCUUAAGGAAGGAUUUGUGUUAAACAACUCUAUUUUAGUUGCAAUAGUAAUCUGAUAUUCUUCAGAAUUUAAAUAUUUAAACUAGAAUCAUUAGAUUACAACUUGAUUUUAAUUAGGCAGAGUAUAUUUACACUUUAAACAAAAAGGUCCAAAUUAAUAUGUAAAAUAUAUCUGAAAUUUUAUAAACUUUAAAACUUAUGGAUAUCUACGAUAUUAAUAAGAAAUUGCAUUAGAUACCUGUUAUUCAAUAAAAUAAUACUGAAGUAAUAUAUCAGAUCAAUGAUUAUUUAAUAAAAAUUAUGUAAAUUAUAUUCGGAAGUCUGUAGUUGUAGGAGAAUUCAUUAUUAGGCGAACUAUUAUAGUAGUAUAAGUAAUAUUUUUCAAUGGUUUGUAAUUUAUAAAUUCGUUAUACUUAUCAUAUUUGUUUAAGUCUGACUUUGUCAAAGCAAGAAGCAUUAGAAAAUAGUUUGAAAGCAUUUUAAUUGGCAAUUGAAAUAAAUGACAUCAAUGACAUAAUUGAAAUAUUUAUAAAUACUUAAUUGUUAUAUAUUGAAACUGAUUAAGAGGCAGAAGGAUUGAAAUUCAGUUAAUAAUUCUUAGAUAACUUUGGAAGCUAAAAAAUAAAAUUAAGUCAUAAAGCUGAAUAUAAAUAGAUAGAAGAUAACAUGACUUAUAUGAUGGUUAAACUGAGAAUGAAUGAAUGA
Messenger RNA from Paramecium tetraurelia, 1281 nucleotides. RefSeq lists its product as uncharacterized. The transcript has 2 exons. The record is from RefSeq and is a predicted model, not a curated record. Lineage: Eukaryota; Ciliophora; Oligohymenophorea; Peniculida; Parameciidae.